Messenger RNA from Papaver somniferum (opium poppy), 1601 nucleotides. RefSeq lists its product as uncharacterized. NCBI's taxonomy places the organism in Eukaryota, Viridiplantae, Streptophyta, Magnoliopsida, Ranunculales, Papaveraceae. The record is from RefSeq and is a predicted model, not a curated record. The transcript is spliced from 2 exons. The coding region runs from base 229 to 1368 and encodes 379 amino acids. Gene Ontology annotation, molecular function: protein binding.
ACAAGUUUCCCUUUUUGAUGUUCAAACUCCUUUGUUAUCUGCAAUCUCUUCUGAUCUAUCCGACAGACAAAAUCUAACAGUCACUUAGGUCUGAGUACUUCUGUGGAUUUUCUGCGUCAUGCUACAAAUCACCAUUGAUUGCACACAAGUUAGGAUUUCAAACUACAUUCUGAAGACGUGUGAAAUCAAACAAGUGGCUGCGGCAACAUCCUACCUAGUUCAAGAUUAAUGGAGUUGAAGAAGGGUUUUACUAAAGUGGAAGAUGAAGAAAGUGAGAUAAUAGUUGCACAGGAGAUGCAAAAGUUGUCAUCUGAUGCAGUUUACGAGAUAUUAGUCAGAGCAUCAUUCAGUACACUUCUACGUCAAUCUCGAUGGAUUUGCAAAGACUGGCAGAAACUCAUAAUCUGCGAUUCCAAGUUUCAACAAACCCAUUCUCAGAGAACAAUGGCAUCCGGUCAUUUUUUUGAAGUUAAAUCGUCAACCAGGCGGAACUCUAUCAGCUUUGUCCGAAGCAACAAUGAUCAUGAGGAGCACUACAAUUCUGCGUCAGAAGUGGAAUCUCCUUCUCUUGAUUUCCUGCCUGCGGCAAAAAGCACUACGAUUGUAGGUACAUCUCUUCAUGGUUCAUUACUUUGUUGUGUCACUCAAUCUAGCAGUACCCCGAUCCCGUCUUUCUACAUUUGUAAACCGGCGAGUCGUGAAUGGAGGAAGAUACCAAACCCUAAAACUACACUCAAGAACUCCAGAAUUGGGAUUGCAGUGAAGCAGUCCUCGUGCUCAAUACUACAUUACAAGGUGCUACGUUUAUCGCAAUCAAAAACUGGAUAUGGUUAUCACUGUCAGUUGUUCAACUCGGAGAACUGGGCUUGGAAGAAACUGCCGUUUGUUAAACUUGGGCGUCAUGGCUUAAAGCAGGGAGAUGGUAUUUGGGUUAAUGGGGGAUUACAUUGGUUAACCAGUGAUAAUGAAGUAGUCGUAUUUAACACUGAUCAAGAGAAAUGGACAGCUUUUGAGGUUUCACCCGAGAUGAAAAACAUUUCAGUAUCAUACAGAGUUGCUGUAAGUUGUGAUGGUAAGCUUGGAGUUAUCUAUCAGACAACUAAGUGGAUGGAAAUUUGGAUAUUAGAAGACUAUUCCACCACGAAUCCGUCCUGGAAAAGGAAGUAUAGUAAUGAUAUGAGAUCACUGCACCAAAAUGUGGAACAUGUUUGUUGUGCACAUCAUAUGUGGACGGACAACACGGUCAUGAUGAUGAGCAUGUAUGAGCUCGUAGCAUUUAAUUGCGACAGUAAUACCUACACUAGAACAAAGUUACCUAAGACGGCAGAUUUACCUUUCGCGUUUCAACCCCAAUUUUGUUACCUUUAGUUCAGGUCUUGUAGGUGAUUUUCUUGCUCUUUGUUUUGUCACCAUAAGUUUUUAUUUUCAUAAAGUUUAUAUUCUUAUUCAGUGGAUGACAGACUCAGGGGAAUCAUUACAAUGUUGUUUUAAAUUUCAGAUAAGUUAUGAAACCCUGGAAUUGGUCAUUGUUUAGUGAAAUAUACAAGUUAUGAAACCCUGGAAUUGGUCAUUGUUCAGUGAAAUAUACAGUUGCCACACAA